UUACGACAAAUCUCUAUACUAGCAGGAUUGGCAAGAGGAAUGGCUGUUCAGCAUGAUUUCCCCAAAAAUUGAUUACAUAUCAUACAGAUGAUCCGGCCCAUAGCAUAUUUGAUUCGUGUGAAGGAGCAAUUGACGGUUUCUACGCUGAAUUGAAAUCCAGCAAGUCAUUGUUUCAUAAUACCCGAAAAGCAUCGUAAACAGAAGAGGAUUCCAGGAUGGCCUCGGCUCUGGUUGACAGAGCUUUAGGAGCCAUCAUUGGAUCAGCUGUAGCUGAUGCAGCUGCUCAACCACUCCAUUGGGUGUAUGAUCUGCAAAAGUUGGCAGAACUUCUAGCUAAGGAACCCUACCCAGAGUUCCGGCCUCAGUCUGCCAACCCCUUCUACAAGAGGGAAACAGGCUCACAGAGUUGUUAUGGAGACCAAGCAUAUGUGCUGUUGGAGUCACUGUCUGAAUGUGAAGGUCUGAAUGUUGAUGACCUUAGGAAGCGGACAUACAAAUUCUUUGGACCUGGGUCAGAGUAUGACACCCCUGUCAAUAACCCCUAUAGAGAGAAAGGAGGACCACGACCAGAACUGCCCAUUGAUGGACCAUGGAGACAAGCAAGUUUAAAAAGCUUCAUCAAGAAUGUGGAUGCAGGCAAGGAAGAGACAGGCUGUGAUACAGAUUUCCAGAUAGAUGGAAUAGCAAAAAUGGCUCCUGUUGUGGCUUUUUAUGCGGGAAAGCCAAACAUGCUGGAGAAAGUUGAGGAUGCGAUUCGUGUCACUCAGAACAGUGAUGAAUGUGUAGCUGAGACUCUCGCAGCAGCCAGGUUCCUGGAGUAUUUUAUCCUGAACGGUCCUGAUCCAAAUGCAGUGGAUUCUGUGCUUGAUCAGCUGACUGACCCAGAGAGGAAGCAACCCCAGGACCUGGACAAAGCUGUGGUUGGGCACAUUUAUCAAGUAAAAGAGAAUUUAUCCAAGAGUCCCCAGGAACUGAUCCCUGCUGUGUUUACAAACGCAUGAGGUUUGCCUGGUGCAUUCCAAGCAGCACUGCAUGGGAUCCUGACUGCCAAGGGGUAUGAGCAGGCUGUCAGAGACACCAUGCGCUGCGGGGGAUGCACCUGUAGCAGAAGCUCCUUUAUUGGGGCUUGUCUUGGGGCUCAGUUUGGGCUUCAGGGAAUUUCUAACUCAUGGAAGACCAAGACUCUUCGUUAUAACAAUCUGCUCUUACAUGCAAAGAAGGUUACAAGUCACCACCAAAUGUAGUCACACUUUUUCUUCAAUGUAAUUGUAACAUUUACAAGUGUUUCAAACGGUUCUAUGAGCAUCUUUGGUUACAUUAAAUUUAACAAAACACUACAUGAAAGAUCUUGCCUAAACUACAGUCGGGUUUGAGCUGGAUGAGUGUGUUUAUGUUAAAUCUCAAUUGUACCGAAGAUGUUGCUACUUGUGAAUUAAAUAAAAAAAACUAACCCAUCUUUAA
Molecule: messenger RNA, 1461 nt
Organism: Hypomesus transpacificus
Lineage: Eukaryota; Metazoa; Chordata; Actinopteri; Osmeriformes; Osmeridae
Gene: selenoj
Product: selenoprotein J
Exons: 10
Source: RefSeq, a predicted model, not a curated record